Cucurbita maxima (winter squash) is the source of this 1312-nucleotide messenger RNA. RefSeq names its product nuclear nucleic acid-binding protein C1D-like. The coding region runs from base 251 to 883 and encodes 210 amino acids. Gene Ontology annotation, biological process: maturation of 5.8S rRNA; regulation of gene expression. Gene Ontology annotation, cellular component: nucleolus; exosome (RNase complex). Lineage: Eukaryota; Viridiplantae; Streptophyta; Magnoliopsida; Cucurbitales; Cucurbitaceae. The transcript is spliced from 6 exons. The record is from RefSeq and is a predicted model, not a curated record. Gene Ontology annotation, molecular function: DNA binding; RNA binding.
AACGAAAAACUGAAAAAUCUCCACAUGGAGAUCGGCGGUGCAUCGAACCAAACUGCCGCCAUAAACCUCCUCCAGUUGUAACCCAAAAGCCCUACCCGUCCACUUUCCCCUCCACAAUUCAACGACGACGGUCCGAGCUUCCCUCCGCCGUCGCCAUCCCAAAUCGUCUCCUUUUUAAGGAUUUGAAUCUCGUCUCUUCGGUUUCUGUGAGUGCUCGUGAUAGAGACGGAGUUCAAAAUUGGGGGCAAAUAUGGAGGGAGGUGUUCGAGAUUCCGCCGUGGUGCCCGAGAAAGUGAUGGAUUCAGUGAAGACGACAUUGGAAAAUGUAGAACAAGUCCAAACUCACCUUAUUUCCCUCCUGUCUAUCGCCGAGCCGGAAGUCCUUGCCCAAAUGCAGCCUCUCCAACGAGCUCAGUCUAUGCUUUUGCUUGCUAGAGUCACUACCACUCUCUUUGCAUUGAAGGUGAGGUGUAGCGGCGUUCACCCCGAUGAUCAUCCUAUCAACACAGAGCUUGAGAGAUUAAGCUUGUAUCAAGACAAACUAGAACGGUUCAUAGGCUUGAGUAAAGAACCAUUGAAGCGUUCCACUACCUUGAACUAUCAAGCAGCUACUCGCUUCAUUGAACAUUCUCUACCGGAUCUCACCCAAGAUCAAAAGCAGAGUAUGAGGGAUAUUAGUAGGGGGAAGGGGCCAAAAAUGCAGCAAUUAGAGAGGAACUUACAAAAGAAGAGGAAGUAUCAGUCUUCUGAAAAACAAUCUGUUCAAAUUGCUGCUAAGGAAUUUCUUGAGAAAGCUGCGUGUGAGCUUCUUGGUGAUAGUAAUGGAGGUUUGCAAGGACCAUUAUGUGGGGUUGCUUCAGAUGAUGAACUGCAGGAGGGCUGAAUUCUCGUCCACUUUGGAGUAUGAAAGCCAGAUUCACUUGUGCUCUUAAUUAUCCCAACUCUUGAAGAAUUGGUCAAUUUUGAGGUUGGAUUUGGAUCUCCUUGGGGCAUUAAAUUGUUUUCCCUUUACUUUAGAAGUCUUUAUAUGUAUGCAUUUGGAGUUUCAGCCCCAUCAUGAGCUAGUUGCUAUUAGGACAGGACCUGGUUGGGAUUUUGGCACUCUACUCUCUCUCUCAUGGGCUGUUUUUGCUGGUUGUUUCCACCCCAAAUUUUGUUUCUUUGAACUAGUGGGAUCAUAUGAACAAGACAUGAUCUAGCCUACUUUGGUAGCUGGCUUUUUAGAUUUUUUUUUAUCUGUAUAUCAGUGAUCAUCUUGUUACUUUGAGUUACCUUUUUGCCAUAAAUUAAUAAUAGUAUGAUCGUUGUGAUA